GCUUCCUCGAGAAGGGGGAGAACGUAGGAUGUUCUAGUAGGUCGACGAAGAACGUUGUUAAUCCUCUCGAAAGACCUCGACAAGGUCACCCCGGCAUCACCCUGGCUAACGACCUGUCCGGAGGUACCGGGGGUCCCGGUUCAGGCGGCGUCGGUUCCGUCGGUGGCACCUCCGUCGGCGGAGGUGGUGGCGGCGGUUCCUCUCUGCCGACCACCGCCUUGAGCCUCGAUCAUCAACAGUUCAACAUAUUUCCGGCGAUCUUCAGCCGUCAGUUGAACUUUUCCGCGGCGGCUGCCGCCAACUGCGGUCAGAACAAGCUGAUGGACGAGUUAAGGCCGAACCUUGGAUUGCUCGGCGUCGGCCUCGUCGAGAACGAAAGCUUUCAUCUGAAUCACAAUCAAGAGAAGAGAAAGUGUAGCAGCACCAGCUCGAACGAGCAAGAUUUUAGUCUGUACGGGGUACAUCAGGGACUUGAAGCCAGCCCGCCAACGCCCGCCGCGACGCCCGGAAGGAGCAGCGUCGGGGCGACAUCCACCGUUGGGGCGGAAGGGGCUUUCAAAAAGUUAAAACCCGACCCUUGUGCUUCGAGUCCUCACAUCGGUCAUACUCCUACCACCGCCAGUUGUCCAACGCCUGCUCGACGACGGCACAGGACUACUUUCACACAGGAGCAGCUGGCAGAAUUGGAAUCGGCAUUCGCAAAAUCUCAUUAUCCGGACAUAUACUGCAGGGAGGAAUUGGCGCGGUCCACCAAAUUGAACGAAGCCAGAAUUCAGGUCUGGUUUCAGAACAGAAGGGCGAAAUAUAGGAAACAAGAAAAACAACUGCAGAAGGCAUUGACUCCAAUUCCGGCUUGCCAAGGUGCCAUGAUGAGGAAUAUCUAUCCUGGUGCUAGCAGAGGAUAUCAGCCGUACCCUCAUCCUCACAAUAGCAUAAAUGGAAUAAAUCGCUAUCCCCAGAUGGGCACAACGUCCUAUCCAAGUAUGACCCAACCAUUCUCUAUGUCGCAUUCAGCGUCGAAUAUGUCUGCAGUUACCGGUAUGAGACAAGAUGCAAUGGGAAUGUCAGCCGAGGACGAAUGGUACAACAAGAGUAUCUCUGCUCUGAGAAUGAAUACAGCUCAUCACCCUAAUCUAGCUGCUCCGAUGCUGCAAUAUCAAACAUAAUUGUAAUCCUAUAGAAAUUCGAACACAAUUAUUUGAGUGUGCAUCCAUGUUGCGAGACAAAUUCUCGGCACCGUUCAAAUGUGUUGCUUAAACGAGACAAAGGAAAAAGCUCGUUUAAACGAGCACGUGAGAGGAAGAUAGCGAAGGGAAAAAUAAAACGAAGGGCGUUUUGAAAUUUUCGAUAGGACUUACCAAGAGUAUCGAUAUUAUGAUAAGGAAUUUCAGCAUUGAUUAUUCGCGCUCUCGUUCAUAAUCGUCUGACGUUUCUAUCGUAAUGUUAACGAUAUUUUUGGUAAAUUAACAUUGUUAAUAUCAUUUGAUAUUGGUUAUUUAAGAGUAUUCGUGUGCGCCGCUAUACAUACACGCGAGUGGUACGUAUAUUCAAAUUAAGUACACAUAUUCGCACCAUACACCUAAUUAUUAGUGAAAACGUUUAUGUACAGUAGCGAGCAUGGAGGCUUUCCUAGAGGAAAUGGUACUUUAGGGGAAAAAAGCUUCACCACUCGCGUGGCGCUAUUAUUAGUAUUUUUUUUAGAUUUUGAAACUUCCAAAUUUUAGUUCUGAAACUUCAACAUUUGAAUUUGGGAAUUUUUCUCUAUAGUACCUUUUUCUCUAAGGAAGUCUACCAUGCUCGGUACUGUACAGAAACUUUAAUUAUUCUGUACAAAGUAUAACGUAUCUUCAUAUUAUUUAUCAAUUUGUUUUUUAAAUUCAUUCGUAGGCUCGAUAUUUCACUGUCAAGUUAAAAAUUCUUUAUUCUUUCUUUUAUAUUUCGUUAUUGGUGUAUAAAGUUUCGAUGUUAAGCGACUAGGAAAGUAUUUUGUUGUUUUGCAUAUUUAUAGUAUAUGCAAAAAGGAAGUGGAACCAGACACAUUCCACGCGAAUCUUUAGUUUCUCAACAACGAUUUAAAAAAAAGAAAGAAAUGAGACACAUUUUCGUUAAUGAAGAUUGUAAAUAAAAGCGAGGGGUACAUACACACACUGUAAUCGACAGAUAUCCUAGAAUAUGCGAUUUUUCAAUGUCCUUUUAAAAAUGUAAGCAUACCUACCCUUAGUGGAAAUAUUAGGCAUUGAUUUGUGUGCUUAUGUUGGCCAGAAUUUGAAAUAGAGGGUGGGAGGGCUGAACAAGGGUGAAUAAUACCUUGCGUUCAAAAUUUGAGAGGCGCCAGGGGUUCGAUUAUAAAUAUCAAAUUAUUUUUUCUCAUACGAUAGAAUUAUUUUAAUAAGGGAACAUAGAAAAAU
Molecule: messenger RNA, 2408 nt
Organism: Osmia bicornis bicornis
Lineage: Eukaryota; Metazoa; Arthropoda; Insecta; Hymenoptera; Megachilidae
Product: homeobox protein unc-42
Exons: 6
Coding region: 321-1166 (281 amino acids)
Biological process (GO): regulation of transcription by RNA polymerase II
Molecular function (GO): RNA polymerase II transcription regulatory region sequence-specific DNA binding; DNA-binding transcription factor activity, RNA polymerase II-specific
Source: RefSeq, a predicted model, not a curated record